AUGCCCUACCCGCAGCCGGUUUCCCCGCUUGCACUCGAAUCAUGUCCGCCCCGGGCCUCCACCAAUUUCGAUAAUAAUGAUGAUUGUGAUGAUGAUGGCACCCUGCUAGGGUCCGACGAUGAGCUGGACGAUGCUGCCAGGGCUGCAAAACGCCAGAGGAUCGAGUCGCUCGCCGAGUCAUAUCUACAGGGCCGUCCACUGUUUAUCCUCUCUGCGUCUCUUCGCGGACCCUUCGAUGCUGGCUGGGUGAAUCCAUGGAAGAAGACUCGCAAGUUGAAGAGAACUGGAGUGGGAGUGGGAGCGGCCUCGGCUCGAAACCGAGCUGGUGAUGCUCGUGCUGCUGCGGAGCCUGUGGUACAGGAGACGGAUUUGCGCCGCCCCAGGUUCCGGGAGGGCUUGUCGGGUGACUUGCGUGCUGCUCCGGAGGUUCCUGCGUCUUCUUCGUUCUCGUCGGCUGCUGUUGUCUCUGCUCGAGACUCUUGGGAGUCGUCGUCUAAAUUCGAUCGGCAACGACCUGCUCGGUCAACAGCUCGCGAUAAACGGGAUCUGGCGGCGUCUCGGUCACCGGCGAGAUCGAAAGAACCUUCUUCAUUGGCGGAUGACCGGUCUUUUGCCCCGCGUGGACCGGUGGAUUGGCUGAAGAAGGACCGUAAACGGAUGAACUUGAAUAAGUUCGAUCCGCCCAGCUCACCAACCCCUAGGGUUCUGUCCCGACAGACGGAGAAUGAAGCUCGUCGGAGGAGUACACCGCGCUCGGUGGACUCAGGGCCACGACUAUCUCCAUCGCGCGUGCGAACUCCGAAGAAUACUACUGCGAAGGAGAAUGACAAGACGGAUACAAGUUCUCCGGUUGACAAGUCACCGCGAUCAAGUCGAGUGGCUGUGCAGAUUCAGGACCAUAGCUCUACAGAUGUCCGAAUAUCUCCAUUUCCACGACGGAUAUCCCCCAACCAUGAACCUGGCCAUGGGUCCUCUUUCCGGGUCAUCUCGUCAUCAUCUCAGCUUCCGAGAUUUGAGUAUCGGCGGCGGCGCAGUCGUGGGACUAGUCAACAGGCUCAUUCGAAUUCCCCUGCAGACGAUAUUGCAGAGGAAGCCCCAGCCGCCAAAAAUGCAGACGAUGAGCAGGUAGAUGUGGUUAUGCCAGACGCUCAAGAUCAAUCUGACGAACGACACAUUGAUGCCAACGCCAAGGAUAGUGGAAGCCAUGUGCACUUACCGAAGGAUCUUCGGUUUGCAGACAACACAAGUGCCUCCAAUCCCGAGAGCACAUGUCCAACCGCUCCAACGGAACAGAACACAUGUGGGAACUUGCCUUCAGCACAGCAGGUGCCUGCGCUGCUCGGAGUGUCUGAUCGCAUCACAUCGUUGCACUCGACGGCUGUGCCAAAAGCAGAUACAGAGCAUACCAUGGACACCAAUCCUGAUACACAACUUUCUACCCAGGAAGCUCUUCACCAUGCCCAGAAGUCGUUUCAAGAGGACUUAGAAAGCCCAGAACCAAAUCACAGCACAACGCCUGGCCAGAAUCGCCGCACCUCUCGUUCGCCUAAUGGUGCAGCCCAUUCCGUCAAGAUCACUCCCUUUUCCCGACUCGCACUCUCAGAGCCGGAAGGCCAGCCGGACGCCACCAUGUCUGAGAAGGGCGGAAUGCAGCCUAUGAGCACGCAGUACAUGAUUGAAUCCACCACCCCUUUCACCUUCAGCACCGAGAAGAAACCCACAGCUCGCAGACCCGGCUCGCCACAAACUGCGAGUCCAAAGAAGCAGAAAACAGCGCAUGAUUCUGAAGUCUCGUCUCUUUCUUCCCUAUCCUCCGAUUCGCCUGAAAAUGAUUACCACACUGCGCAGCCCAGUGCAGAAGAUGAAGCAAGCCCGCAUCCAAGAGACCGAGCCUCUGAUUAUCCAACUACCCACCAUUCUACUACGCAGGGUACUGCUGCCUUGCCUUUUUCCCUGAGCGGAUCGACACCUCCGACUGCGCAGGAUGGGCAGGGAGCUGCUGAGAGCUUUAACCUCAGUCAGGCUAUUGCUGAUGCUGGUAGCUGGCUGCAGCAUAGUUUUGAUUUUAUGAGGGAUCCUCGACGCUCUAGUCAAAUGUGA
Messenger RNA from Penicillium alfredii, 2100 nucleotides. RefSeq lists its product as uncharacterized. The coding region runs from base 1 to 2100 and encodes 699 amino acids. The transcript has a single exon. The record is from RefSeq and is a predicted model, not a curated record. Lineage: Eukaryota; Fungi; Ascomycota; Eurotiomycetes; Eurotiales; Aspergillaceae.